This is a messenger RNA of Onychomys torridus (southern grasshopper mouse), 1819 nucleotides long. It is a transcript of the gene Hoxd10, whose product is annotated as homeobox D10. Gene Ontology annotation, cellular component: nucleus. The transcript has 2 exons. Gene Ontology annotation, biological process: regulation of transcription by RNA polymerase II. Gene Ontology annotation, molecular function: DNA-binding transcription factor activity, RNA polymerase II-specific; RNA polymerase II cis-regulatory region sequence-specific DNA binding. The coding region runs from base 84 to 1106 and encodes 340 amino acids. The record is from RefSeq and is a predicted model, not a curated record. Lineage: Eukaryota; Metazoa; Chordata; Mammalia; Rodentia; Cricetidae.
AUCCACAAUUACACCGGGAAUGUUUUCCUAGAGAUGUCAGCCUACAAAGGACACAAUCUCUCUUCUUCAAAUUCCUCCCCAAAAUGUCCUUUCCCAACAGCUCUCCAGCUGCUAAUACUUUUUUAGUAGAUUCCUUGAUCAGUGCCUGCAGGGGUGACAGUUUUUAUUCGAGCAGCGCCAGCAUGUACAUGCCACCACCUAGCGCAGACAUGGGGACCUAUGGAAUGCAAACCUGUGGACUGCUCCCGUCUCUGGCCAAAAGAGAAGUGAACCACCAAAAUAUGGGUAUGAAUGUGCAUCCUUAUAUACCUCAAGUAGACAGUUGGACAGACCCGAACAGAUCCUGUCGGAUAGAGCAACCUGUUACACAGCAGGUCCCCACUUGCUCGUUCACCGCCAACAUUAAAGAAGAAUCCAAUUGCUGCAUGUAUUCUGAUAAGCGCAACAAACUCAUUUCUGCCGAGGUCCCUUCGUACCAGAGGCUGGUCCCUGAGUCCUGUCCCGUUGAGAACCCCGAGGUUCCUGUCCCUGGAUAUUUUAGACUGAGUCAGACCUACGCCACCGGGAAAACCCAAGAGUACAAUAACAACCCCGAAGGCAGCUCCACUGUCAUGCUCCAGCUCAACCCUCGUGGCGCGGCCAAGCCGCAGCUCUCGGCUGCCCAGCUGCAGAUGGAAAAGAAGAUGAACGAAACCGUGAGCGGCCAGGAGCCCACCAAAGUCUCCCAAGUGGAGAGCCCCGAGGCCAAAGGCGGCCUUCCUGAAGAGAGGAGCUGCCUGGCUGAGGUCUCGGUGUCCAGUCCCGAAGUGCAGGAGAAGGAAAGCAAAGAGGAAAUCAAGUCUGAUACUCCAACCAGCAAUUGGCUCACUGCAAAGAGCGGCAGAAAGAAGAGGUGCCCUUACACUAAGCACCAAACGCUGGAAUUAGAAAAAGAGUUCUUGUUCAAUAUGUACCUCACCCGCGAGCGCCGCCUAGAGAUCAGUAAGAGCGUUAACCUCACCGACAGGCAGGUCAAGAUUUGGUUUCAAAACCGCCGAAUGAAACUCAAGAAGAUGAGCCGAGAGAAUCGAAUCCGAGAACUGACCGCCAACCUCACCUUUUCUUAGGUCUGAGGCCCCAUGUGAGGCCAGGAUCCCAGAGGGGGCACCGUGUUCCAGGCCUGAGUGUGGAGGACUGGGAAGGCGGAAACAAAACCUUCAUGGCUCUUUGUUUUUGUUUUUUGUUUUGUUCUGUUCUGUUUUCCUGCUAGAAUGUGACUUUGGGGUUAUUCUGUUCGUGCUGCAAGUGAUCUGUAAUCCCUAUGAGUAUAUAUAUAUUAAAAAAACUUAGCACGUGUAAUUUAUUUUUUCAUCGUAAUGCAGGGUAACUAUUACUGCGCAUUUUCAUUUGGGUCUUAACUUAUUGGAACUGUAGAACAUCCAUCCGACCAUCCAUUCAUCCACCCAUCUAUCCAACCAGCAAUGUGACUUUUCCACGGUUUCCCUCACAUAAAAGUUCUCUGUGUGUGGGUUAGCCCAUGAACUCAUGCCAUUUUGAAAACAUCCAGUACUUUUAAAAAAUUACGUAUAUAUUUCAAAUGAAUAAGAAAACCCACAAGCUUUGGGGGGAGGGGACUUUAAAAAGCACAUUACAAUGUAUCUUUUCACAAAUGAACUUAGCAAUUGUCCUUGGUGAAAUGGAGUAUUGAUGACGUAUGCCUUGUAGCCUUUCCCUCGUGGUGCAUCUGUGGUUUUGGUAGAAGUACAGCAGCAACCUGUGCUGUGUUCUCUGUGCAUGUUCUGACCGCAUGUAUAAUGCAAUAAACUCUGGAAAUGAGUUU